AUGAAUUGUGGUUUCAACCAUUCUGACUGUGAAGCUGGCCUCAUUGUAGGUAAGUGCAAUAUCCUCCUGGGAACCAAGGGAAAUAAAAUUUCUUCCAAAUUCUUUUUUGUGUGAUUUCCUACCUAGGAAGUCCCCAGCAUCCCAGCCAAUCACAUUACAUAUCAGUGGAAAGCCCAGGAUGCCCUCUUUACAAUACAGCAGGGAUUGAUAGAGUAGCUCAAACAAAUAAAAGGAGAUGCAUGUGAACAAAAAGUCCAGUACGGAGGACACGUGUUAAUGGGCUGGUUAUCAGGAGGAUAUAGUGUUUAGAGUAACAGAAAGGGAUAAAAUGGCUAAAAAUAAGUGAACACAAAGUUAAAGGAAUACAACAUUUAUAUUAAUAAGACAAAUUUGGUAUUGUUUAAUUUGAAUUAAAAUUGUUUAUAGGGAAUAGGACUACUUGCGACCUCUAUAUACAAAACUACAGACGAGAUAGGAUUUUCACAGUAUGUUGCAGGAUCUAAGAGCCUCUGUGGAAAGCAGAAAUCAAAAUAAUAUCAAUACUUAUUGUAUCCCAGAACGAGCCUGAGCAGAGGAGAUAUUCUUGCUGCUUCUUUGGUUUCAGGAGUUCACACAGGUUAUGACGCUGAUGUCAUCUCCGCAUGCUGUCCUGCAGUUCCUUUGGCUGACUGCUGGGAAGAGAGGACCUGCCUCUGUGGGCGCUGGGCGAGAAGGGGAAUGAGCACUUUUCCUUGUCGCCCAAGUACUCCUACUGAAUCAACAACAUUACAGAGUUCCAGCAGUGCCACCACUCCCCUGUCUGUCUUCCCGAGACCAUAGCGUCGGCGGGCUUAUGGGAAAUCCAGCCCUACUCAGGACAUACUAUUUCUCUCAAUAGGCAGUGAUAGGCCGAGUGCAUCACCGGCUGGAGUGUUAGGCGCAUGGGGGGGGACUUCCCGGUUAAACCUUGGAAGAGGUUUUAACCCCUGGAGGUAAAACGCUGCCCGGACACUCCAGCCCCAUAACAUCUUCAAUAAUCUGUAGCUGUUAUGGGAGUUGGAUUGAUUUUUUUUUUUUAACAGUUUAGCAGUGUUAUUUAGAAACACAAUUUUCUAUUGUUUGGUGCAAUAUGUAUUCUUGAUUUUAUAUAUACUGACUUCACAGUCAUUUCCAAAGGCAAUUUUAAUUCAGACACAUGACUGCACUGUUCCCAAGCCUCCCAUUUAAAAUAACAGAUUUCAUUACUUCAUUAUUUUGCCUCUGAUCUAACUAACAGAUAUAGCAGUCCAAUAGUUUGGUUCCCAGUGCAUUAGGCAUCAGGAACCCCUUUCAUAUGCUCAACUUCUGAGGUUCAGGUUGUUCUAGAAGUUGGUCAGUAAAGUAACUGACAAUUGUGAUCAGAGCAGGUUUAACCUUAAGGAGACCCUACGCAGUUGACUAGGGCCCAGGGUGAGACAGAUGCCCUGGAACCAUAAAUGUGCUUGGCCCUAAAUGACCCCAAAUGGUAACCUAUCUAGGGACUUGUGGUAUCUUAGUCCUUUCCCGUCUGUGACAGCACUGAAAGAAAAGUUGGAAAAAACUGACAAGCAGAGGUGAGUGCAUUGGGUAUAGUCCCACCACCAGAAAGUCCAGGGAGCAAGAGGGGGGGGGACGUACGGUUUAAAAUGAUAUUAAUUGUCCUUGUACCUCUUAUCACCGAAAUCUUUUAGAGGGCAUUGUAUGCAGUCAGGACACGUUACACAUGCAGUGUGCAAUGGGAAUAUUUUUUUAUGAUAUCUUAUUUAUAUAAAUUAUUGCAAUGUGAAGAUCAAAUCUGUUAAUCUGUUUCAAAUUAUUUGAACUUCCCAUGAAAUUAUUUCCCUGAAACCUACCCUGAUGAGAGAAUAGUAAAAUGUGAUGGUUUUUACUUUUCAUCUAAAUAAUGCACCUAUGUAACACAUUCAUGUAUGAGCUGAUCACAUGUUGGUUUCUCUUGCUACAGACAACAGUAGUAAUAUUUGUUAUAUGGAAAUGGAAAAUACGAAGGGGAAUGAGGAUGACUUGAAUAGCUGGAGACGGUGUGUGAAAGUGGAGUGGGGCUCAUUUGGUGAUUACGGAGAUCUUCAAUCUAUCUCUACAAUAUACGAUCAAAAAGUAGAUAAGGAGUCUGAGAAACGAGGAAUUCAGUGGUGAGAUUGCCAAUGAUAUUAUAAUUUGGGAAGUUUUUGUGAAGUUUGAGACAAUUACCUUAGAAAUACCACUUAAAAGGACCCCCUGGGCACCAUGAAAACAUCAUCAGAAUUAAGUUGUUAUUGUGUAGGGUUACAGUUCACAAAUGGUUUAACCCUAAAGUUUUUAAUCCAGCGUUCUUUAGCUUGACCCCUGCCCUUCAACUGCUCUCUGAUUUUGAAACAGGAAGCCUCAAACUGCCUCGGACAGGGAUGCUGCUAAUUGACUGACAGCAUCAGCUGAUCAGUAAUUUCCCAUUCACAAAACAGCUUGAGAAUAAUACAAAGCCAUUUUUAUCAAUGGGGAACUACUGACUGGCUUAGAACAUCAGCUGACACUACCAACCAACCAGCAGUGCCCCUAUUUGAUGGUUAGAGAUACAGUGGAAGGCUUGGGACAGAGCUAAAUAGUCCUGUAUGCAAAACUUUGGAAUUCGGGGUUCAUGAAUGGUUUAACCCUUAAAGGUAAUCUGGCCCGAGGGACCUCCUGCACCAUAACAACUUAAUUCAAUGGAGUGUUUCUGUAUUUUGCAAAAAUGCUCAUCUUGUUUGUCAUGUUUAGAGUUAUUUAGAGUUAUUAUUUAAACCCCUAGACAAUUUAAAGUCAUAAAUGUAAUUUGGGAGCAAGUGUUUUGUCUGGUACACCAUUCGGUUACACUGCUGGCAUGUAGGUCACUUGCUGUGACUACCUGUAAAUAAAUUACACACUUUAAAUGAGAAUUUACAUAGUGACCUGUUUUUUGCAUUAAUGUUCUUUGAUGUUAAUUUAUUACACCCGUUAAAGAAGUUAUGUCCUGUAGCUUCGAAUAGAAGCGCAAGGAAGGCAAGUGAAUACAUUUGCAGGAUUUGCAAGGAAGAACCCCAGAAGAUAUAAAGUGGAGUUUUACAGCAGAAAAAAAAUAUGUUUAACUAUAGGAAUAAUAAAGCCAAAAAAUGUAAAAAAAUCAUAAAGUUAGUUUAAUGCACUUUGGGGUUAACUGGAUGGCCACUGAUUGGAUGAGACCAUCAUUAGUCAUUAAAUGCUAGUUUGCAGCAAAAUUAAAACCAAAUUGCAAACCUAAUGGCUUAUCGGGAGCCUAUAAACAGCUGAUAAAUGAAUGAUAAUGAUAAUCAGCUAGAAUGUAAGUGAGGUCAUUUUCAGUAGUGGCAAUAUAUUACUUUAUCUAUUGAUAUCAUAUACAUACUUCCCCAGUGUAAAACAUCUAUCAUGUCAUAUUGGAUGGUAGCCCUCACUGCUUUUCAUACCUCAUGCAGUUUUGAAAAGAUGGUCAGUCUGACGUAUGUUGGAGAAAUAGUGCGUCAUGUUUUGCUUGCCAACGACCAGCUGAUACUACAUGAUGGAAACCAUUCUAAGCUGCAAGAGAAGUAUUGUCUUAAACCUGGUGAUAUUUUAAAAAUUAGCAAGUAAGUACUCAGUCUCAUUCCUCUGAAUCAUAGUAUGUUAUUAAACGCACACACUUGGCACCACAACAACCUUUACUCAAUGUUUAGGUUAUGAGACUUACUUAUAACUGAAGCUGUAGGUUUGCUGCUUUGGUCUCAAACUUUAGAGGAGCAAACAACAUUUCUGUACAAAUAUUUAUACUCUGUUCAAAUAGAAUUUCAAAUUUAAGGCCAAAGUAACUGAACUGGAGGCAUAGCUGACUUGAACAAGCUAAAUGUAGAAAAGCUAAAUGUCAAAUUACAAUAUAUCCAGUUUAGCGAUUUGUAUAUGUGAGUAAAUAUAUCGGCAAUAAUACAAAGUAAACAUCUAAACAUGAAAACCAUUUAAAGAUACAAGUUCUUCGAUACUCCAAUACAUCAGGCAUAAAGGUGCCCCAAGAAUUAGGCACACACAACCUUCCCAUGCAUGGAGGUGGAGGGUUGUCAUCAAUUAUGUGUUGCCACCAAGCGACUCACUUAUUGAGUGUGAUUGACUGGCAUGUGUCAUCUACCCAGAAAUUGUGAAUAGAUCUGGAGAAAAGACAGGCAAUGGGACAGAUUCCCUCUGUGGUUUGGGGAUCAGACUGCCUUAUGAGGCCUAAAGCUGAGCAACCCAUGUACAUGAGCUAUGAUUAAAAUAUGGUGAACAAUCCGGUUCCCUGUUCAACUAUCUACGACACCCAUUUCACUUACACCAAUAAAACAUAACCUGGACAUUGCAGGUGGGCUCAUACCCACUGAACCUUAGGCAUUGGGAACGUCAGAUUGGACCUACAACAGACAAUGGUGUAAUCCAGAUGAGCUGACACCCCUUGCUGACCAUGAUAGAUGGCAUUCCAAAGGGCAAUAUAUAAAUAUAGAUAUCAUCAAAUCUGAAGGUUCUAAGACUCAACUCCAAAUAAAAAAAAUUAAUAGGGAUCAGACCCAAAUUUGGACAUUCUGUUCCUCCUGAGAGCAUGUGAUUAGGUGUAUAUUCACCCUACAUGCCCUCCUGAAAAAUACCAUACCAGGACUAUCUCUGAAAUUAACCACACGCUGGGAGUUGGAUGUGAACCAGCAGUUGACGGAAUGAAAAUGGGAGAUUUUCAUCCUAAUGCACCAAGGCUCUAUAUGCUCUAAGAUGCAGGAGAAGGGAUACAAGCUAUUGACACAUUCAUUGUUGAUGGAGAUGUGUAUGUGUGGGGGGGAAUGGAACAGGCUUUUACAUUUGGUUAACAUACCCUCAGUUAAUUCUCUACUGGAAACAGAGUCAUGCCACAAUCUCAUUGAUUUGCAUUUCUGUCCCCUACCCAAAUUGUUAUAUCACACUAUACUCCCUAUCUCAAAAUAUUAAAAGGCACUCACACUUCUAAAUGCAGUGAAAUUACUUAUCCCUCUGUUUUAAAAAUGGAGAGAGGUGCCUACCCUCCAGCAAUGAGUGACAAAAGUGGAAAAAAUCAGUAGCAUGGAAUCACUAACCACACAACUAAUAUGCCACACUGACAGAUAUAUGCAAAAUUAAAGUCCUUUGAUGGAAAAUGUAGACAUUGGACUUACUUAAAAUAACAAGUGCCCCUCCCAGGGACUUAAGAUAAGAAUACACCAUGAAAAUGUUAAUUUGUGUCUUCCUCUCCUCCCUCUGAUCUCCUGCUUCCCAUUUCCACUCUUACCAAUUGUAUACAAAGGGAUAUUUGGCCAGAUGGUUUAGACAGCUGAUUGCCCUCAAAGCAGUGUUAAAAUACAUAACUGGUUGCUAACCAUUCACAAGCCUUCACAAUUCCUUAUGUUCCAUCAUUGUUAAUCCCGCUAAUCCCAUUCAAUGAGACUGAAUGUUCAUUUACCAUGUCUGAAACAGAAUAUUAAAGGAAUACACAUUUCCCUGACCCUAUAGUGUUAAAACACUAUCUAGCUCCCCUUGCCUCUCUAAAUGUAGUAAAACCUUACCUUUAUUCUAGACUGCUGGUUCUGGCUCUGCCCGUGAUCUGCCUCCUUAGCUGACAUCACCAGAAGUGAUGAUCUCAGCCAGUCACAAUGCUUUCCCAUAGGAUUAACUAAGCUGGUCAAUUCUGAUGAUCUCAGUCAAGGAGGAGGGCCAGGGUGGCAAAACCAAACGCCGCCUGUCCAAUCAGCAACUCCUCAUUGAGAUGCAUUGAAUCAAUGUGGAGACACUGAAUGUCAGUGAUGCACAAUGUGCAGCACUGCCCCAGGAAGCACUGCUCUGAAAAGGCAGUGCUUAUACUAAUAUGCCUACAGGGACUGACUGUACUCAUCAGAACAACUACACAAAGCUAUAGUGGUUCUGGUGACUAUAGUGUCUCUUUAACAUCAACUUGGUUUUCUGUUGUCAACAUGAAAGUAUAACGAUCUAACCUUAAAUGAUGCUAAUAUGGAACCUUUUCCUUUGAAGAUCUAAAAUAAAGAUUGUGGGGAAGAAAAUAUACAAGCUCUUGUAAUUUUGCAAUGAGUUUAGGGUUACUGUUGUAAGGAAUUAUUGCAUAGGAACUAUCAGUAGAUUAGGUUUUGGCAAUAGUGGUAGGUGAACUUUGACGAAGGACUCAAAGCAUAAACAAGGUGGUAUAUUCAAAGAUUUUAAUUCAGUUUUUGUUGUUUGGAAGCUUUAUGAUAAGCAAUGUAUGACUCAUCUACUUUAAAAUAUAUUCCUGUAUGUUCUUCCUAAGAGUGUGCAGUUUCCAUUCAGUCCAUUUAAACCUAUGUGUUUUAGAUUGCUUUCAAAAAGCAUAAAGUUUAUCUAUUGUUAAAACAGAACUCAUUUACACGUAGACUUUAGCAUUCCAUUUCAGAAGAAUUGCAAUUGGCUCAUCCGACCAUUCCUGCCUGAACUCCGAAUCUCUAAAUGGCACAAUGGAGAAAUGAACUAAUCAUACAAUUAACUACAUUCUUCCAUGCGCAAUUCGUUUAUUCAUGCAUUCAUGUACAUUCAUAGCAAAUUAAAGAACUAACCACUAAAAAGCUGAAUAAACAAUAUUAGGAAAAUGGCUUUUCUUAAUUUUGAACUUUUAGUUGUUUAGAAGAUGACUCUCUAAUUUGGUAUCUUUAUGAGGGAUUGACAUAUUAAAGGAUACUGAAAUUAGGAGUUAGUUACUAAACGGUUGAAAGGACAAAAUUAAGAAAAGGGCUUUUAUUCAUUUUGAUUGUUAAGCUGUUUGGAAGAUAGCUUUGGUAUCCUGUGUAUAUCAUAUACAUUCUAUAUACAUGUAGCACAUGCAUUGUACAUACAUGCAGGCUAGAUACUGGGCCAUGGCAAGCAGAAAAGAACUGUCAAAAGACCUGCGUAACAAGGUAAUGGAACUUUAUAAAGAUGGAAAAGGAUAUAAAAAGAUAUGCAAAGCCUUUAAAAUGCCAGUCAGUACUGUUUAAUCACUUACGAAGACGUCAGCAAGACCAAGAAAGAUUUCAGCCACACUGCUAGAAGAAUUGUUUGGGAUACAAAGAAAAACCCACAGACAACCUCAGGAGAAAUACAGACUGAUCUGGAAAAAGAUGAUGUGGUCGUUUCAAGGAGCACAAUACGACGGUACUUGAACAAAAAUGAGCUGCAUUGUCGAGUCGUCAAAAAGAAACCUUUACUGCGCCAAUGCCACAAAAAAGCCCAGUUAGAGUAUGCCCAACAACACCUUGACACACCUCACAGCUUCUGGCACACUGUAAUUUAGAGUAACGAGACUAAAAUAUAGCUUUAUGGUCAUAACCAUAAGCGCUAUGUUUGUAGAGGGGUCAGCAAGGCCUAUAGUGAAAAGAAUACCAUCCCCACUGUGAAGCAUGGUGGUGGCUCACUGAUGUUUUUGGGGGGGUGAGCUCUAAAGGCAUAGGGAAUAUUGUAAAAAUCGAUGGCAAGAUGAAUGCAGCUUGUUAUCAGAAAAUACUGGCAGUCAGUUUGCAUUCUUCUGCAUGAAGGCUGCGCAUGGAACGUUCUUGGACUUUCCAGCAUGACAAUGACCGUAAGCACAAGGCCAAGUUGACCCUCCAGUGAUUACAGCAGAAAAAGGUGAAGGUUCUGAAGUGGCCAUCACAGUCUCCUGACCUUAAUCAUCGAGCCACACUAUGGAGAUCUCAAACGUGCGGUUCAUGCAUGACGACCAAAGACUUUGGCAAUUUGCCAAGACGAAUGGGCAGCUAUACCACCUGAAAGAAUUAGGGGCCUCAUAGACAACUAUUGCAAAAGACUGCACGCUGUUAUUGAUGCUAAAGGGGGCAAUACACAGUAUUAAGAAACUAAAGUUAUGCAGACUUUUAAAUGGGGUUCAUUUCAUUUUUGUCUUUGUUGCCAUGUUUUGUUUUAUUAUUAUUAUUAAUUAUAAAGUGCCAACAAGUUCAGUAGCGCUGUACAACAGGUGGGCAAACAGACAUGUAGUUGUAACCAGACAAGUUUGACGCACUGGAACAGAGGGAUUGAGGGCCCUGCUCAAUGAGCUUAUAUGCUAGAGGGAGUGGGGUAAUGUGACACAAAAGGUAAAGGUAGGGUAGAAAAGUAGGAUACUAGGAUAGUGUUCAUUGAGGGCUUAGUGAUUUGUUUUUUAUGAUUGUGCCAUCCUGUUAUAACCUACAGUUUAAUAUGAAACCCAUAAGAAAUAAAAGAAAUGUGUUUUGCCUGCUCACUCAUGUUUUUUUGGUACAUAUAUUACCAAUUCUCCAAGGGUAUUCAAACCUUUGGGCACAAUUGUACAUUCUAUAUAAAUAUAGCACAUACAUUCUAUGCACAUGCAGCUGAACAUGUAUGUGGUUAUGGUGCUUGGAGUGCUCCUUUAAAUAUCUAAGUACAUGCAGCAUUUUAUACUGAAACCUUGAACAUACAUUGAACUUGCACCAUGACCACUUAAAAACACUGACGUAAACACUUGUAGUAGCUUUUUCACUGAUUUCUUUAUUUCUGACAAAAUGUACAGUCUCACAUUUAUUAUAAUGAUGUUUCUCUUGCAGAGAUCCCGAGGGUAAGUUUAGAGCCCAGGAAUUACUAACAUCACUAGGGUUUGUUCCAACUGAUCAGGAUUGUGAUUGGAUGAAGCGUGUGUGCGACGCAGUGUUUUGCCGCUCUGCCUCACUAUGUGGAGCUGGCCUGGCUGCAGUUAUCGAACAUAUACAGAAAAAACAUCCCAGAACAAAGCAAAAGGUCACAGUGGGAGUUGAUGGAUUAUUAUACAAGACUUUUCCAAAGUAA
This is a messenger RNA of Pelobates cultripes (western spadefoot toad), 8763 nucleotides long. The record is from the annotation of a GenBank genome assembly. NCBI's taxonomy places the organism in Eukaryota, Metazoa, Chordata, Amphibia, Anura, Pelobatidae.